This is a messenger RNA of Knipowitschia caucasica, 4605 nucleotides long. The record is from the annotation of a GenBank genome assembly. Lineage: Eukaryota; Metazoa; Chordata; Actinopteri; Gobiiformes; Gobiidae.
AUGGCCAGCGGUUACAGCGAGUCCUGCAGCGGCCGCGACAUGUCCAGUGGAUAUGGCGAAGGCUGCAGCAGCCUAGACAUGGCCAGCGUUUUCAACGAGAGCUGCAGCGGUAGAGAUUUGGCGAGUGCGUACAACGAGAGCUGUAGCGGUAGAGAUUUGGCGAGCGCGUACAGUGAGAGCUGCAGCGGGCGCGACAUGUCCAGUGGCUACAGUGAGAGCUGCAGUGGGCGCGACAUGGCGAGCAGCUACAACGAAGGCUGCGGCGGUCGAGACGGCGAGCUGGAGCCCGAGCUGGGCCUGGCCUCGGAGGGCAGCGACAGCAGCCACGAGCACGCCACCUCGCCCCGGUCCCCGCACGACGACAGGACACGCCCGCGGGCCACUCUGGACGAGGAUGUGGAGAUGGGCGGCAGCGGAUCCAGCGGCAGCGGCACCGAGUCCCACGGGAAUGAGUCUCACGGAAACGAUUCGCACGGAAACGAGUCGGUGGGAAGCUCCAACGGCAACGGCAAAGACUCUGCACUUCUGGAGUCAUCGGGAAGCAACAAGAGCUCAAACUCUCACAGUCCUUCUCCUCCGAGCAGCUCCAACGCCUUCAGUCUAGUGAGCUCCGAGCAGGACAACCCCUCCACCAGCGGCUGCAGCAGCGAACAGUCAGCCAAAGCAAAGACACAGAAAGAGCUCUUCAAAACCCUCAAGGAGCUCAAGAUGCACCUGCCAUCGGAGAAGAGGAGCAAGGGGAAGUCCAGCACCGUCAACACGCUCAAAUACGCCCUGCGCUGCGUCAAGCAGGUGAAAGCCAAUGAGGAGUAUUACCAAAUGCUGAUGAUCAACGACAGCCAACCACCUGGAUUCGACGUGUCUUCUUAUACCAUCGAAGAAAUCAACAGCAUCACAUCUGAAUACACGCUCAAGAACAAUGACAUCUUCGCCGUGGCGGUCUCGCUCAUCACCGGUAAAAUCGUGUACAUCUCGGACCAGGCGGCGUCCAUCUUGAACUGCAAGCGCGAGGUCUUCAACAACGCCAAAUUUGUGGAGUUCCUGACGCCACAAGAUGUCAGUGUGUUCUACAGCUUCACCACGCCGUACCGCCUCCCGUCCUGGAGCAUGUGCACCGGGGCAGAGUCCUCUCCCACCGAGUGCAUGCAGGAGAAGUCCUUCUUCUGCCGCAUCAGCGGUGGGAAGGAGCGCGAGGGAGAUCUUCAGUAUUAUCCGUUCAGAAUGACUCCGUACCUGAUGAAGGUGCAGGACGCAGAGCUGUCUGAGGAGCAGUUCUGCUGCCUCCUGCUGGCCGAGAGGGUGCACUCCGGAUACGAGGCGCCUCGUAUUCCGACAGACAAGAGGAUCUUCACCACCACACACACUCCCAACUGUGUGUUCCAGGACGUGGACGAGCGGGCUGUUCCGCUGUUGGGUUACCUGCCCCAGGACCUGAUCGGGACCCCAGUGCUUCUAAACCUGCAUCCAAGUGACCGGCCCCUGAUGCUGGCGGUGCAUCGGAAAAUCCUGCAGUGCGCUGGGCAGCCCUUCGACCACUCCUCCAUCCGCUUCUGUGCCAGAAACGGUGAAUACGUGACGCUGGACACGAGCUGGUCGAGCUUCGUCAACCCCUGGAGUCGCAAAGUGUCCUUCGUGAUCGGACGACACAAAGUUAGGAUGGGCCCUGUGAACGAAGAUGUCUUUGCGGCGCCUGCUUUCCACGGAGGAAAGAUUAUGGACUCAGACAUCCAAGAAAUAAGUGAACAAAUCCACAAGCUUCUGUUACAGCCGGUGCACAACAUGGGCUCCAGUGGUUACGGCAGCCACGGCAGCAACGGUUCCCACGAGCAGCUCGUGGGCAUCAGCAACGGGAACGCGGCGGUCGAGAACACGGCCGAGGACACGGGCAAAGCCAAACCCACUCGGACCUUCCAGGAGAUCUGCAAAGGAGUGCACAUGCUCAAGAACCAGGACUCACAAGUCAGCCUGCGCUGGCCGUGCCCCUCGCCCUCGCCGUCCGUGUCCAAACCCGAGCAUAAGAAGAUGUCUGACUCAGCCGCCCCUCAUAAGAGCACAGUGGUGCGUCUGAAGGACUCUGCCCACGCCCCGCUGGCCAGAGACGGUACUGCAGCCAGUGUGGAGGACUUCACUUACAAAGAUCAGACCGUGUGCUCCUAUCAGCAGAUCAGCUGCUUGGACAGUGUCAUCAGAUACCUGGAGAGCUGUAACGUUCCCAUCACUGUCAAGCGGAAGUAUCAGUUUUCCUGCAACACCACUUCAUCAAACUCUGAUGACGAUAAGAAAGGCUCAGGGGAGGGCAUCCAGGUGCCACAAGAUUCUGCCUCAGAUCCUUUGAUGCUGGACGCACAGCCCGGCCUGUCCAACAUGAAAGCCCCUAAAAAGUCACCCUCUGGGACAGCUGCUGUUGUUGGAGCUCCUCUGGCACCUCUCACUCUACCAAGCAAAGCGGAGAGUGUGGUGUCCAUCACCUCACAGUGCAGCUACAGCAGCACCAUAGUUCAUGUAGGAGACAAGAAGCCUCAGCCAGAGUCCGAGAUUAUUGAGGAUGUGGCUGAGAGCUCAGCUCCGCCCACACAGCCGGUCUGUGUGGUGUCUCCUCCCAGUCAGGAGAAGGAGGCCUACAAGAGGCUGGGUCUGACCAAACAAGUGCUGGCUGCUCACACUCAGAAGGAGGAGCAGGCCUUUCUAAACCGCUGUAGAGAGCUGCGAGACGCCCGCUCUGUGCAGAAGGACUACUCCACAUGUUUACACAAGCAGCGGGACGCCGCCAACGCUGAAGAAUCCUCUGGUUUGAGAGGAGCAGCUAAACAGGGAAGCACCAGACCAGAAACUGGUACAAAGAAGGGAAGUCGAAACAGGAAGUCUAAGAAGCCGCGUAUGAAGCACCCCGACUCCUCUGACAGCGCCGUGUCCAACCGCAGGCCCCGCCCCCCGCUGCAGGGACUCAACCAGACGUCAUGGUCGCCUUCAGAGGCCUCUCAGUCUGCGUUCAACGUGUCUUACCCCACCAUGGUGCCUGCUUACCCUCUGUAUCCGCCCUCCGCAGCUGCCCCGCCUCAGUCCAUGCGGCCCGACCCCUCCCUGUCCACGGGGUACGGAGAGGCCCAGAGCACGCAGGCCCCACCCACUGCCGCCUCUUAUCCCGCCCCCAUGGUAACGCCUGUGGUGGCGCUGGUGCUGCCGAACUACCUGUUCCCUCAGAUCAGUCAGAUCGGACAGUUAGGCACCGCGCCCAGACCCGCGUUUUACCCUGAGCAGGCGCCGCAGCCCGCCUACAGCACGCCGCAGCCGGCCUACACCACCCCGCAGCCACCCUACGCCACGCCGCAGCCCGCCUACAGCACGCCGCAGCCCUUCCAGCCCUCGGUUCCCGCUUACACCACGCAGCAGUUUCCGGUACAGACGUUUGCGUCUCAGCAGGCGUACCCAACGGCGCCCGCUCAGUUCACCACGCCGCAGCCGUUUCAGGGCCCGCAGACGGCCUACAGCACGCAGCAGCCCUUUGUGGCGCAGCCUUCGUUCCCGGUGCAGACUCAGUUCAUGACACAAGCCGCUUAUUCCACGCAGCCGUUCUCCUACAGCAUCACGCCAGACGCCUCGAAAGUGUCGGCGGUGGAGCCCAGAGAAGGCGCCGCGUCCCGCUCGUCCACUCCUGCGUCUGCAGCCCGAGAGCCCACCACCUCCCCCCCGCUGUUUGAGUCCAGAUGCAGCUCUCCGCUGCAGCUCAACCUGCUCAGUAUGGAGGAGGGUCAGCGCUCAGUGGAGCGGCAGGACAGCACAGCACCCCCUUUUGGAGCUCAGUGCAACAGCAUCCUGGGAGCAGCAGUGGAAGCACAGAAGAGCGCAGCAGCGACCAAAGCCGAGAGCCACCAACAGGUGGAGUCUCCGGGGGACGGCGUCCACAGUGAUGGGAACUCCUCGUCCUGUGACUUGUUGGACAUUCUGCUGCAGGAGCAGGAGGACUCUCACUCAGGGACAGGCUCAGCCACCUCCGGCUCCAUGGGCUCCGGGUCUGGAUCUGGGUCUGGGUCUGGCUGUAACGGCUGUGGGACGUCAGGCAGCGGCGUGUCCGGCAGCAGGACAGGGAGCAGUAACACCAGUAAGUACUUUGGCAGCGUGGACUCCCUGGAGCACGACCCCAAGGCCAAGGCCAAGUCUCGACCAGAGAUCGAGUCUCAGUCUCAGAGCAAAGUCUCUGCGGAUGACGACCGCUUCAUCAAGUAUGCGCUUCAGGAGCCGCUGUGGCUGCUCAUGGCCAACGCUGAUGAUAAGGUCAUGAUGACCUACCAGAUGCCCUCACGGGACAUCCAGAAGGUGCUGCGCGACGACAAAGAGCGGCUGCGGCUCAUGCAGAAGAGUCAGCCGCAUUUCAGCUCAGAGCAGCGCCGGGAGCUGCUGGAGGAGCAUCCCUGGAUGAGGAGGGGGGGUCUGCCUGCUGCUAUCAAUGUGAAGGAGUGUGUUUACUGCGAGGAGUCUCCUGCGACGUCGUUAGAAGAAGAGCUGCCGGGCAUGGACAUGGGCGAACUCAGAGAGGAGCUGGACCAAGACCCCAGGAACCCCCAGACCCAGGAAGAGUCCCACCCUCAGCCUGACUCUGGCUCCUGA